CCGCGCGCGUCCCGCCGGCCGGUGGCGGGCAGGCGAAGAGGGGCUUCCCUCACGCCCAGCCGCUGCCCGCCCGGCAGGCACCUCACGCGCCUCGCUCGGGCCGGGCUGGCGUCUCCCGCAGGAGCCUUUCCCAAACGAGCUACUAGAUGUAGAAGGAAAGUGGGGCGUUGAUGUAGAAAAUGCCUCUAAGGGACAAGUGUUGUCAGACUGACCACCAUCACCAUGGCUGCUGUGAACCAGUGCAUAUACUGGAACCCGGAGAUCAUCCUUUAUUGCAGCAGCCUCUUCAGACAUCAAAAUCCGGCAUUCAGCAAAUUAUUGAAUGUUUUCGAUCAGGAACCAAGCAACUUAAACAUAUUUUGCUGAAAGAUGUGGACACCAUCUUCGAAUGUAAAUUGUGCCGCAGCCUCUUCAGAGGACUUCCGAAUUUAAUAACCCACAAGAAGUUCUACUGUCCUCCAAGUCUCCGGAUGGAUGACAACUCUCCUGAUGUAAAUGAUAAGCAGAGCCAAGCCAUAAGCGAUCUCCUGGAAGCUAUGUAUCCUAGAGUGGACAAGCAAGACUAUAUAAUCCGUUUGGAACCUAUAGAGACAAACCGGAAUGCUGUAUUUCAAUAUGUUUCGAAGGCUGAUAGCACGGUUGAGAACAUUGAGAUGAAUGUCACCACCGAACCAGCUCCUGUAGUAGAAAUGCCAGAACCUACCGCAGAACCUCCUCAAGCGGUUCCUAGUCCUUCACAGGAAGAAACUGCGGAGAUUCCUGUCCCUGCUGCUGCUAGCAAGGUAAUAUUGACUCCAGAAGAACCGUCUCUGUCCUCAAAGCCUAAGUUGGAAUGCGAUAAACCAGAUUUGGGUCAUCAGUUAAUUUGCUGCCUCUGUAAAAAAGAAUUUCAUUCCAGACGCAGUGUACGCCGACACAUUAGAAAAGUACACAAGAAGAAGAUGGAAGAACUGAAGAAAUUUAUUGAAAUUAAAAGGCGGCCAAAUCAGACAUCUGGAAGGGGGCGCAAUAAGAACAUUCUUGUAACAUUGGGUAGGAGCUGUCCUGUGUGCUAUAAAUCCUUUGCUACAAAAGCCAACGUAAGGAGGCAUUUUGAUGAAGUUCAUAGGGGACUGAGGAGGGAUUCCAUAACUCCUGACAUAGCUACAAAGCCUGGGGAACCCUUGUCCUUGGAAUCGGCUAAAAAAUCUAUUAAGACCCGAAAACAAAAGUCCCUUAAGGCUGAAUACAACUUAACCACCUGCAAAUGCCUCUUGUGCAAGAGGAAAUAUAGCUCGCAGGUAAUGCUCAAAAGGCAUAUGCAGAUUGUUCACAAGAUAACCCUUUCAGCAAAAAAUGCGAAGAGAGAGAAAAAGCCCAAUAACGCAGUUGGCACAGAGGUGAAAGAUAAAACUGAACCUGCAGAAUCGGUGCCUCCCGUCCUCAGUUCCCCGCAGAAUGAAACAAAGGGAACAAAUUCAAAUGAAAGAAAGAAUGCCUCGUCAUCCACCGAACGGAAGAAUGCAUCCUCUGCUGAACGAAAGAAUGCCUCGUCAUCCGCUGAACGGAAGAAUGCAUCCUCUGCUGAACGAAAAAAUGCCUCGUCAUCCGCUGAACGAAAGAAUGCAUCCUCUGCUGAACGAAAAAAUGCCUCGUCAUCUGCUGAACGAAAGAAUGCAUCAUCUGCUGAACGCAAAAAUGCCUCGUCAUCCGCUGAACGGAAGAAUGCCUCAUCAUCCGCUGAACGGAAGAAUGCAUCUUCUUCCACUGAAAGAAAGAACGCACCACCCACAAAGAAAAACAAAGUUAAGCAGAGCUCUGAAAAUUCCAAGUCAAGUAAUCAGUCCAUUGCAGGUGGUCUCAGAAAGCCCAGGAAGCCAAGACUUUCCGUUGGCUUUGACUUUAAAAAGCUUUACUGCAAACUCUGCAAACGCCAAUUUACGUCUAAGCAAAAUCUAACGAAGCACAUCGAGUUGCACACGGAUGGAAAUAACAUUUUUGUGAAAUUCUACCGGUGCCCGCUCUGCCCUUACGAAACCCGCCGGAAGCGCGACGUGAUAAGACAUAUAACCGUAGUGCACAAGAAGUCUUCGCGUUACCUCGGCAAGAUAACGGCAAGCUUAGAAAUCAGAGCGGUGAAAAAGCCCAUUGACUGCGUUUUAAACAAGGUGACGAGAAGAGGCCCUCAGAGGGAUGAAGGUAAGCAAAAUGGUUCAAAGCAGGACGUCGCCUCCAACUCGCCAAGCAAGAAGUACGAAGGGGCUGAUGUUGGCAUUGAAGUGAAAGUCACCAAGAAUUUCUCCCUGCACAGAUGCAAUAAAUGUGGGAAAUCGUUUGCCAAAAAGACUUUCCUAGAGCACCACAAGAAGACUCACAAGGCAAAUGCGUCACAUUCGCCCGAAGAAAACAAUGCAACCAAAGGCAGAAGCACGAGAUCUAAAGCUCUUGUCUGCUGAGGAACAACGAGUGCCUUCUAAAACGUUUGCCUGAACUUUCCAUUGGUGUUUCUAGCUCAGACUCUGAUGCUUGUAGAACAUAAAAAAGAGCAUCGCAUUUAUUCCCUUCAGCCACGUAUUUAUAGGAUUAAACAUGAAUUUGUCUUUGUUCCAGAAAGUGAACCUAGCACAGUUGUACACGGUCGGUUCCUGAAAGUUUUAUAA
This is a messenger RNA of Lacerta agilis (Sand lizard), 2639 nucleotides long. RefSeq names its product zinc finger protein 800 (gene ZNF800). The record is from RefSeq and is a predicted model, not a curated record. The coding region runs from base 180 to 2435 and encodes 751 amino acids. The transcript is spliced from 5 exons. Lineage: Eukaryota; Metazoa; Chordata; Lepidosauria; Squamata; Lacertidae.